Messenger RNA from Pelmatolapia mariae (spotted tilapia), 3322 nucleotides. It is a transcript of the gene hdac10, whose product is annotated as histone deacetylase 10. Gene Ontology annotation, molecular function: deacetylase activity. Bases 402 to 2192 code for a protein of 596 amino acids. The record is from RefSeq and is a predicted model, not a curated record. The transcript is spliced from 21 exons. Gene Ontology annotation, biological process: negative regulation of transcription by RNA polymerase II. NCBI's taxonomy places the organism in Eukaryota, Metazoa, Chordata, Actinopteri, Cichliformes, Cichlidae.
GUUUAUAUGCUGCACAUUUCGAUAAAAAUCUGCCAAUGCUGGAUCAAAAUGAAUUAGUUAGCGGCUCAUUUUUAACUUACUUCAUGUCCUUUUGGAAACUGUCUGCAGAAACGUCGCUACUCUCAAAGUGAGUGUCGCAGUCUACUUACCUAUUCUUACCCGAGGAAUAACGAAGAUGGGAACAGCGCUGAUUUAUGAUGACGAGAUGACCAAGUACAAACUGCUCUGGGUUGAUUUGUAAGAUUGAGGUGCCUGAGCGUCUGACUGUGAGUCAUGAGGCUUUGGUCAGGACUGGCCUGGCUGAUCGCUGCGUCUCCGUACCUGUCCGUGAGGCCACGGACGCAGAAAUUCUGCUGGCUCACAGCGAGGAAUACCUGGAGGCGGUGAAGAAGACACCUUACAUGAGUCUGGAGGACCUCAUGGAGUUCACUCGUCAGUACGGUGAUGUCUACUUCCACCCAAACAUCUACCACUGUGCCAAGCUGGCUGCUGGUGCUGCGCUGCAGCUGGUAGACAGUGUUAUGACAGGGAAGGUGAGGAAUGGCAUGGCUUUAGUCAGACCACCAGGACAUCACAGUAUGCGCAGUGCUGCUAAUGGUUUCUGUGUGUUCAACAAUGUGGCUAUAGCGGCUCGAUAUGCUAAGCAGAAAUAUGGAGUCCAAAGGGUGUUGAUAGUUGACUGGGAUAUACAUCACGGUCAGGGGGUGCAGUAUUGCUUUGAGGAUGAUCCCAGCGUGCUCUACUUCUCUUGGCACCGCUAUGAGCAUCAGAAAUUCUGGCCUCAUCUGAGAGAUUCUGACUACGACGUUGUUGGCAAAGAGAAAGGGGCAGGAUUCAAUAUAAAUGUACCAUGGAACAAGGUGGGCAUGGAAAAUGGCGACUAUCUGUCAGUCUUCUGUCACGUUCUUCUGCCAGUUGCAUAUGAGUUUUGCCCAGACUUAGUCUUGGUGUGUGCGGGAUUUGACUCAGCCAUCGGUGACCCAGAGGGUGAGAUGUGUGCCACUCCAGAUGUCUUUGCCCAUCUGACUCACCUGCUGAUGAACCUAGCAGGGGGAAAACUGUGUGCUGUGCUGGAGGGGGGAUACAACUUGACUUCCCUCGCCCAAUCUGUGUGUCAGACAGUCCAGACAUUGCUUGGAGAUCCUGUGCCGAGACCUGCAAGCCUCAAAAGUCCCUGUAUAAGUGCACUUGAAUCUCUUCAGUGUGUCCGAUCAGCUCAUAAGGCCUACUGGUCGUGCCUCAAACAUGCAGCUGAUCUGCCCGCCUCCACCAUCAGCACCAAACGGAUUAAAUUAGGAGAAGGAGAAGAAACGACAGAGAAAGGAGGAGAAGAAGCAAAGGACGCAGAGGAAAAGGUGUGGCCUGAGCCUCCAAAACGUGUCACUCCUCCAGUAUGUGCUGCUUUAGUGCUCCCUGAUGACAUGGCUUGCCCGGAGGGAUGCGAACGCUUCAGCUUCUCAGAGGAUCUUGACCCACUCUUAGCCAGCAAGUUAAGGGAGAGUUUCCUCAGAGACGCAGAUGACAGUACUGCUUUUAUAACCGUCUCCAGUCUUAUAGCCCUGACAGAGAAAAUGGAGAAGAAUGAGAUCUGCAGUGGCCUUGCACUGGUCCCUGAUGUCACCAAGGCGAUGACAAGCAUUGUCCAGCACGUUACAACUGUUCUCAGCAACCGCGUUUUGGUCGUCUGUGUGGGUGAUGGGAAUGUCCCAAGCCAUAUUACAGAAGACAGAGAAACACUUGUGGUGCAGAUGGGCAGUGCACAGACAGAGGAACAGAGCUGCAAAUAUUACAUUCGUGUGUGUCUGAAGAAGGGCUGCAGUGACACAUCAGGGUUCACACAGGCUGUGUUUGGCCUCCUCCUGCCCCUUGGGUAUGAAUAUGACCCCAGUCUUGUUGUGUUGGUUCGAAUGCCAGAUAGUGGAGUCAGUGACAGUUUGUGGCAACAGCUAAUUGGCCUACUGCAGAGCUUUGCACUUGGACAUACACUGGUGGUACUGCAGGAGGAGGAGAAGGCGCUUAUCGGACUCACAGCAUCCUCCCUCCUUGGUAACCCAGCCGCCUCUCUGAAGCAACUUCAAGCCCCGCUAACAGAAGACGUGGAGGCCAUAGAGAGGCUGAGACACAGGCUGCAGGCAGACUGGAAGUUCCUUCAGACCACCGCACCACAAACUCAAAGAAGUGAUGAACACUGAGGAUGGAGGGUGUCGUGGACUUUUUGAUACUUUAUUUUUGGAAGUUCCACUUGGAUCAAAAUCAGUUUCACAGGAGACCUAGCCAAGUGCGAAGAGCUACAAGCUAAUGAAUUUCACAGCAACAUAAAAAUGAUUUAAGCAAUCACUGAUCAAAAUAGUUAUACUUUCUUUUUUUGUGUGCCAUUCACAUGAUUGAAUAGUUGACUGAUUUCUGCUGUAAAUUGAAAUCUUGUGUCUUGUAUAGCACACGUCAUGUAAUUUAACAUGAAGUUUUCAUAAGUAACUUUGAUAUUCUCUGUAAUGAAUGUUACAUUUGUAAAAGAAAAAAAAUGGCUGCCAAAUAGUUGUUUUGUUUUUUUACUUUUUCGCCCCAAGGUAUCAGUAUUGUGGUUUGAACAUCGGCAUUGUAUUGCUGUCUUUCCUCACAGAGGUGUUGUUGACCACCAGGGAAGCUGUUUGAGUAGACUUGCAUGUUCACUCUCAACCUUUGUGGGCACAUUUAACAGUUUUUAGAGCUUUUCAGUCUUCAUCCAUUCAAGUAAGGAGACCUCUUUUCUGCUGGUCUAUAUGUGUUGGCCCUGCAAUCCACUGGUGACAGGUCCAGGGUGUAGCCCUCUAUUGCUGGGUGACAACUGGGAAAGACGUCAGCCUCCUCAUGAUCCAGAGUUAGAUAAGAAUACAAAUAGAUGGGUAAGCUGAUAGAUAAAUCACACUAACUAUACAGUUCAAAGGUUUGGCAUUGAUCAUAGAAAGACAGAUCUUAUAUAUUGUAUUUUAAUGUAAUUUUUCACCACAUUUUACAAGCAUAAAUCUAGAAUCUAACUUUUUAUAUUUACUUUAAGGUUAUGUGUCUCCCCAUUCCUUUUUUCCUGUUGUAACAGCUGUGGAAAGUGAUGUUUUAGGUGAUGUUCUGAAAUGAUCUCUGCAUAUCUUUGAAUUCAGAGAUCACCACAAUUCUUUGUAAGCCGUGUUUCUUGUGAGACUCACACUAGAAGACUUUUGAGCCUCUCAUCAUGUGAGAUAGAAAUGGGUGAGUCAUCUGGUCACCUAAACUGGAAGUUAAUUCAGUACACUUUAAUUAAUGGGUCACAUACAUCCCAGUUUGAUCUCAAGUGUACCAGACCAGUAAU